Messenger RNA from Eubalaena glacialis (North Atlantic right whale), 991 nucleotides. It is a transcript of the gene CXCL8, whose product is annotated as C-X-C motif chemokine ligand 8. The transcript has 4 exons. Gene Ontology annotation, cellular component: extracellular region. Gene Ontology annotation, biological process: neutrophil chemotaxis; chemokine-mediated signaling pathway; cellular response to lipopolysaccharide. Gene Ontology annotation, molecular function: CXCR chemokine receptor binding; chemokine activity. The record is from RefSeq and is a predicted model, not a curated record. NCBI's taxonomy places the organism in Eukaryota, Metazoa, Chordata, Mammalia, Artiodactyla, Balaenidae. The coding region runs from base 68 to 373 and encodes 101 amino acids.
AGCAGAGCUCACAACCGUCUAGGACAAGAGCCAGGAAGAAACCAGAAAGACAGCACCUUGUGUAAGCAUGACUUCCAAGCUGGCUAUUGCUCUCUUGGCAGCCUUCCUGCUUUCUGCAACUCUGUGUAAAGCUGCAGUUCUUUCAAGAAUGAGUUCAGAACUUCGAUGCCAAUGCAUAAAUACACACUCCACACCUUUCCACCCCAAAUUUAUCAAAGAAUUGCGAGUGAUUGAGAGUGGACCACACUGUGAAAAUUCAGAAAUCAUUGUUAAGCUUGUCAAUGGAAAAGCGGUCUGCUUGAACCCCAAGGAAAAGUGGGUGCAGAAGGUUGUGCAGAUAUUUUUGAAGAGAGCUGAGAAGAAAGAUCCAUGAAAACAACAACAACAACCAAAAUCCCAUUUGUCCAUGGCUUCCAAGAAUUCCUCAGUAAAGAUACCAAUGAAACUUCAAACAAAUCUACUUCAAUGCCUCAUGUACUGUGUAGGUCUGGUGUAGGGUUGCCAGAUAAAAUACAGGAUGCCCAGUUAUAUUUGAAUAUUAAGUAAAACAAUGAAUAUUUUUUUCAAUGUCCCACGUACAUGUUCCACUUAUAUUUUAGAAAUUAUUCACUGUGUACGGUAAAUUCAAAUUUAGCUGGAAAUCCUCUUUUUUUGUUUUUGUUUUUUGUUAAAUCUUGCAACCCUAGUCUGCUGGCCAGGAUUCACGAGUCCUUGUUCAACUGAGCCUCAGUUUCUUCUUUAUUCCCAAACCGGAGAAAAACAUCUCAGCCACUGACCUACCUCACAGAGAUGUGAGGGCAUGUGGAAGCACUUUAACUUUUAUUCAGUCAUGUAAAUUAUUUUGAAGUGUAACUUAUUCACCUAUUUAUUAUUUAUGUAUUUAUUUAAGCCUCAAAUAUAGUAAUGUUUGUGCAUGAAUUUGGAGAAAUGGGAAAGAAGCAUUGUUGAUAAGUACAAUGAUGGUAGUGAAUUUAUAUUUAUUUUUUAUAUU